UAAUUUAAAAAUAGAAACAAAGCUGAUCAUAGUUAGUGUUAAACAUGCCAAUAAAAUAUAUUGGUCGAACACAUGACUUUAAAGGGAAACCAUUAUGGGAAAUAUUGGCAAAUUUAAAGAAUUUUGGUGUAGAUCGAAUAGUAAUACGAAAUAGACAACAAAGAUAUCCUGAAUCAUCUUUUAUGAAGAUUCUCAAAGUUGCUGCAUUACCAGAUACUUCAAAACAUCCACAUGACCCACGAAAAUGUAUAGUAUUGGUCGAGAAAACUUUUCGAGGUAAAAAGUGUCCCUAUAUCGUGCAAAUGGAUGGGUCGACAUACAAACCAGAUUAUAUGUUAAUUCCUAAGGACCAAGAAGCAAAUUAUAUAAAUGCUACUGAACAAUUUACAGAAAGAAUUAUGCCACGUGUAACUGACUUGCCACCUUUACUAAAAGAAAUAUUGAUACGUAAUACAAAUGAAAAAAAAGAUGAUCUAAAAUUGGAACUAAAAUACAGCUUUCUUGGUAUGAAAAAUUACAGAGUUGCUGAAGAGAAUGAAACUCCUACAGUUAAUAUAGAAUCUGGCUUAGGAAAACCAGCAAGUCCUAGUUUGUACAUAGAUAUUAAACAAGAGAAUAUGUCAUGAAUAUAAUUUUAUGUAUGCAUUGGAUCUCAUACUGUAAUAAUACAGACUAAAUAUUCUUCCAUUAAGUAUCUAUGUUCUUUAUAUUUAAGUCAUUAAACGAUAUUUUUCACAACGAAUCAAAUUAUCAUCAAUUAUCGUAUGUUUUAUAUCAUUCUGAAUUUGAUCUGCAAUAAUAAAUUAAAUAUAUUAAUAUCAUUAUUGUCAU
Messenger RNA from Eufriesea mexicana, 831 nucleotides. RefSeq names its product mitochondrial ribosomal protein S34 (gene mRpS34). The transcript is spliced from 2 exons. Gene Ontology annotation, cellular component: mitochondrion. Gene Ontology annotation, molecular function: structural constituent of ribosome. The record is from RefSeq and is a predicted model, not a curated record. Lineage: Eukaryota; Metazoa; Arthropoda; Insecta; Hymenoptera; Apidae. Bases 45 to 626 code for a protein of 193 amino acids.